Molecule: messenger RNA, 2840 nt
Organism: Anoplophora glabripennis (Asian longhorned beetle)
Lineage: Eukaryota; Metazoa; Arthropoda; Insecta; Coleoptera; Cerambycidae
Gene: Eaat1
Product: excitatory amino acid transporter 3
Exons: 9
Coding region: 211-1659 (482 amino acids)
Biological process (GO): L-glutamate transmembrane transport
Cellular component (GO): plasma membrane
Molecular function (GO): glutamate:sodium symporter activity; L-glutamate transmembrane transporter activity; neutral L-amino acid transmembrane transporter activity
Source: RefSeq, a predicted model, not a curated record
GCCUCGCCAUCGCAGGCAGCAAUUGCCGAUAGCGCACAAGAUUGACGAGUCGGUUCGCGGGCCAGUUCUGCGAUUGCGAGCGUUUGUGGCACUGCCGCGUCGUGUCCCACUGUUCACAGUUCGGUUGGUGCUCUGUUGCUGCUUCCCGCCGGAUAUUCGUCUGCCUGCCUGGGACUACGUUGCUACCUGUUGAGCUGUUGACCUCCAGCCAUGGCGAAGGAUCAGCGUUCGUUCCUCCGUCGCAACCUCCUCACCAUCCUGACGGUGAUCGGCGUCGUGGGCGGUUCCGUCACGGGCAUCAUCCUCAGGAAUGCGUUGGGCAAAUGGAACAAGCGAGACACCAUGUACCUGGCGUUUCCCGGAGAAAUCUUCCUCAGGAUGCUGAAAUGUCUCAUCAUUCCAUUGCUCAUGUCGUCCGUGAUUCACGCCAUCGGCUCGUUGGACCUGAGCCUGUCGAGGAAGAUAGCCUUCAGGUCGAUAUUCUACUAUUCGGCGACGACGGUCUCUGCUGUCAUCUUGGGUAUGAUUCUGGUGGUGACCAUUAGGCCGGGAGUGGGCGUGAAACCCAUGGAGGCGUCUAAUGAGAAGUAUGUGACCCGGGAGGUCCUCACCCAGGAUACUUUAUUGGAUCUGAUAAGAAAUGUAUUCCCUCCCAAUAUAGUCCAGGCGUGUGUUUCACAGUCUCAAACAUAUCUGAUAAAGCCAGAAAACGCUUCGCUUCCGUCAAAUCAAACAAAUCAUACAAUUGUAAAGAACUUAGAGACGUGGUCCUUUGAAGAACGAUACGAAUCCACUACUAACGUCCUUGGAUUGGUUACAUUCGCCAUCAUAUUCGGCAUAGCCCUGGGAAAAUUAGGAGAGAGGUCGAAGCCAUUGCUGGAUUUCUUUGAAGCCGCCAGCGAAGCUAUGAUGAUCAUCACCAAUUGGGUAAUUUGGUUGUCUCCUUUGGGUGUCUACUUCUUGGUGACGGCCAAAGUAAUGGAGAUUGAAAGUUUCCUGGACUUGAUUGGACGUCUUGGACUGUACUUUACCACGGUCCUCUUGGGUCUGGCCAUCCACGGAUUUGGUACCUUGUCUCUGAUCUACUUCAUAGCUGUGAGGAGGCUGCCUUUCAAUGUCAUAGCAGAGCUCAGUCAAGUGUUGGUCACCGCUUUCGGAACAGCAUCAAGUUCUGCAACCAUGCCAAUUACCAUCCAGACAAUGGACAAAAUGGGGUUGGACCCUAGAGUGACCAGAUUCGUAAUUCCAAUUGGAGCCACCAUAAACAUGGAUGGGACAGCAUUGUACGAAGCAGUGGCAGCUAUCUUCAUCGCUCAACUAAGGGACAAGCCUCUCACUUUUGGAAAAACUGUAGCUGUAUGUGUAACGGCGACGGCAGCUAGCAUCGGGGCGGCGGGGAUUCCACAAGCCGGCCUCGUCACUAUGGUGAUGGUGCUCGACACAGUCGGACUCCCUUCAGAAGAUGUAAUCAACAUCAUAGCCGUGGAUUGGCUGCUUGACCGCUUCAGGACUACAAUCAACGUGAUGUGCGACUGCCUGGGAGCUAAACUAGUCGACAUACUGAGUGCGGGAGAACUAGGAGAUCCCGUUACAUCAGUAGAUCGAGUAAAUGCAGAACCCCAAGAACUCGUAGAACUCAAACACGACAGUCGAAUUUAAGAGUUGAUCUUUUUAAAUAAAUAUACUGUUCUGCAUGCGUUAUCAAAUAGUUCAAUUGUUGGUCGAGCGCAUUCCCCUUUUUCCGAUACAAUUCCUACAAUGGUUUAGUUGUAACGCAUGCUCAUAUCUUAAAUGUACGAAAUAUUUCGAUGUAUACCUGUUGACCCCAAGAGUUACUGUUAACCAGAUCGCUGUCAAUGUACAAUAUAUACGUAAUUGAAUUUUAGCAAGAGUUUAAAGCUUGACAAUAAAGAGUAAUAUAAUAUCUGUACAAAAAUAGAGAACAUUAUUGUAUCCGCGUAACAUUGUUUUCAGUGUACAUAUCAUUAAUGGUAAAUUGGUUGUAUUCUUAAUUAUUAGUUUUUAUAUUAUUUAUAAGUACAAAAGAUUAGUACACAAAGAACUAUUUUUCGGGCUUUAAAAGUGUCAUAUUUUUCGAUUAAAAUGUUUAUCAAGUUAUUUAAUAUGAAUUUUUCAAAUAUUCCGGUGCAACUUGGAAAAUUUACAUGUUUAUCCGUCAAGGCAGUCAGGAGAGUAGUUACUCUGGGAUUAAGUUGUUACAACGCAUCCCGGGGUUACUAAUCCAAAAUCAAACUGUAGGUAACUGUUGUGAAGACGUUUCGUCUCUAAACGUAUGCAUGAGUGUAUGCUUCACUUUUUCCGUUAACUUUGUUUUAGGUUAGCACUGAUCUAACAUUUUGUUAUACUCAUAUCAAGUUAGGGACCAAAUUUACUUUUAUUUAAGUACAUACGAAUAUACUGUUGUUUUUGUUAAUAGUUUUUAUAUAAAUAUAUAUAUUUAUUUUCUAGUUGUGCAAUUCGUUGAGGUCGAUCAUAAACUAUACAAGUUAGUAGAAAAAUAUUGGUGCAUAUUUUCUAAAAGACCAAAUCUGGAAUAUAAUUCUAGUUUUUGUUUUUUUUUUUGUUUAAAUAUACUCAGCGAAUUGUAAUACUGAAAUCGAUAUUAUUGGUCUGCACGACAAUAACUGCCUUUAUUAUAUAAUUAAAAUAUUGUUUUAGUUUUUUAAGAGUAGCAUAAAAUGUGCCAUAAUAUAUUUUAAGGGACCCAUCUAAAUGCGAAACAUUAUAUGUUUUGAAUUUGGUUAGGUAUUUCGCUUCAAUCAUUUUGUUUUUAAGUUUGUUUUGAUAUUUGACUUAUAGGAAUAAAGUGUAUAACUGAU